UUGAGUUCGUCUGCUUUUACAUUCCCGCGUUGCAUUGUAGAAAGUGAAAUUGUAGCGGUGUGUACUGAUAGAAUUCAUUAAGAAAAAAAAAAAAGAAUAUUAAGAAUUAAAACAUACAACUGGUAAACUAGACAGACAAAUGCGACACGGUGCUGCCUGGGUACCUACAAAAUAAAACACAUGUGCCGGUGAUAAAACCUAUUUGUGAAAAGGGAUCGGCACUGAGGUCAUAUUUACGAACUACGGUACUCCAUGGUUAAACUGGGAUCGAACGCCGUGGUGGGGCUCACAUUAGGAGCCACGGCAGGAGUCGGUUGGGUAAUUUAUUUGAUUUACAAAGACAGAAAAAAAAGAAAAGGCCGACGACUUGAGAAUGAAAAUAGCUCCCCGUCUGUGUUAUACAGUACUGUUGGACCACAUGGAAACAUCACUAGCAGUGCGAGAGACGUGGAGAGCCAAGCUUCUCGAGUCUGCGCUGUCCUGAGGGAGACGGAUGGCCGUGGCUUGAUGCCGGAGCAGCAGGUGGAGUUGUGGAACCAGCUGGACACAAUGCUGCAGUGUGUGACGGAGCUCAAGAGUGAGGUGGCUGACCUGAGGAAGGGGCUUGAGGGUAUCGUUGUGCAGAUAGUCAAAGAAGUAAAAUCCAGUGUGGAGGAGAGUCAGAAGGCAGGGCGGAAACGGAGACAUUUCUUCAUGAGGGAGCGCUCGGACUCCAUGAGCUCAAGCUCCAUUUACUUCAGUGCAAGCGCAGGCGCAGCCAGUGUGUACGAUGGGGAGAGUGAGGGAGGAUACACGACUGCAAAUGCAGAGUCUGAUUACAAUGGAGACACGGACAAAGAGACUGACAGGGAUACUGAGGAUGAUGAUGAUGAGGAAGUGAGUUGCGCCACGGUGAAGGCGCUCCGACGGGAUUCCCUCAGCCUGGAUGAUGAGGACCCCAAUGCCCAGCUGACCAUGGAGCUGCCUGAUGAUGAGUUCAACCUCCUACUGGAGACAAGUGACAGACUCCACUCGGGGACCAACCAGGACCAUGUUGAGGGGUUCCAGCUGUUGCUAAGCAACAAGCCCAUGUACAAGGAGAAGAAAGAAUUUCUCUGGCGGCUGGCCCGUUCCUACAAAGACAUGUAUGAGAUCACUGAAGACAAAGAUGAGAAGCAGUCCUACGCGGAACAAGGGAGAGAAGAGGCAGAAGCAGCUCUCCAGAGAGAUGACCAGUGUGCCGAGUGCCACAAGUGGUUUGCGGUUUUGAUGGGCCUCGCAUCUCACUACGAGAGCAUGCAUGGACGCCUCAAGAGUGGCUACAUUUUUAAGGAACACAUCGAUAAGGCAAUCUCCUUGAAGCCCAAUGACCCAAUGUGCUACUAUCUGCUCGGAAGGUGGUGCUAUGAUGUGUCCAAUCUGGGCUGGCUGGAGAGAAAGGCUGCGUCAGCAAUGUAUGAGACCCCUCCCACUGCCACAGUCCACGAGGCCCUGCAGAACUUCCUCAAGACUGAAGAGCUGAGCCCAGGUUAUUCUAAAACUGCAAGGCUGUACAUUGCAAAGUGCUACAAGGAUCUGGGCAACAACUCAGCAGCUCAACACUGGGCAGAUUUGGCUUCAAAGAUGACUUGUGUCUCAAAUGAGGACAUAAACAACGAAAGCUUGGAAGAAAUGUUAGAAACCCUGAGAGAAUGAGAAGUUUACGUCAUACUUGCAGCAAAUGGUUGGGGGUGUGGGGAGAGGGAUGGAGUUAAGACCUGAAUCGGUUUACCUCCGUACAGGACAGCAGAGGUGUUGGAAUGCAAGACCCCUGUAGAAAGAGUCACAUUUUUAAAUGUGACUUGGGAAUGCUUUCUUCCAGGGUCUUCAGUUGUGUUGAACAGAGUGAGUUAUCAAAGAAGUGUGUUCAUGUCUUUAAAGGCAAUACAAAGGAUAUUGACAAAGACUUUUAUAUGAAGUGCAGGAUUUGAUUAUAUCCUACUGUGUGUGUUUUUUUUUUUUUUUUAAACUGUUAACACAUUUUAUUUGUUUUAUAAAGGAAAUGUUUGUCCUGAUAUGUGCAUGUUGAAUAUAAAAGACACAAACUAACUUGUUCUUUUAGAAAUCAUUCCUUUGUCCUAAUUGAAAGCAGUGAAUAUGUACAGUAACUGGGGCCAAUUCAAUUAACUUUUAGCUUGAGAAAAUAUAUAUAUUUCAGUAAGUUAUAAAAUUGUGCAGUGUUUUUGGCUCACUGUGUUUCAAGCUUGAUUUUUUUGUUGUUCCCCUAAAAAAAAACGUUUUCCUAGCUAACAGUAAAUUGGGUAAUAUACUUGAUGCAACCUCACUGUAAUUGUGUAUAUCAACCAAGUGGGUACUGCUAGGGUUAGGGUUAAGAUGAAAGGGAAGGGUCAGGAUUAAACCGUUUUAGCACAGGGGUCCCCAUUAUCUAAACCAGUGGUGCACAACUCGGUCCUGGGGGGCCGGUGGUCCUGCAGGUUUUUAUUCC
This is a messenger RNA of Polyodon spathula (Mississippi paddlefish), 2464 nucleotides long. RefSeq names its product regulator of microtubule dynamics 3 (gene rmdn3). The coding region runs from base 253 to 1674 and encodes 473 amino acids. Gene Ontology annotation, molecular function: microtubule binding. Lineage: Eukaryota; Metazoa; Chordata; Actinopteri; Acipenseriformes; Polyodontidae. The record is from RefSeq and is a predicted model, not a curated record. Gene Ontology annotation, cellular component: spindle microtubule; mitotic spindle pole; cytoplasm. The transcript has 13 exons.